This is a messenger RNA of Daldinia childiae, 1350 nucleotides long. Its product is annotated as Ubiquitin-conjugating enzyme E2 Z. Lineage: Eukaryota; Fungi; Ascomycota; Sordariomycetes; Xylariales; Hypoxylaceae. The record is from RefSeq and is a predicted model, not a curated record. The transcript is spliced from 8 exons. Bases 1 to 1350 code for a protein of 449 amino acids.
AUGGCGGACCAGUCAAUCAUCCGCAUCACUAAGGAAAUCGGCGAGCUCCAGAAGAGUUCAGACCUUUCUCUCGCUGUAGCAUUUCGUGAUCGCGAUGUUCGAAGUGUCAAAGCCUUAAUCAUCGGUCCUCACGAGACCCCCUACGAAUUUGGAUUCUUCGAGUUCUCGGUGAAAUUCAACAAAGACUACCCCCGGAAGUCACCUGCCGUCACGGGAACAACUACAAACAGCGGACGAUGUCGAUUCAAUCCGAAUAUCUAUGCCUCGGGGAAAGUUUGCCUGUCAAUUCUCGGUACAUGGCGAGGAGAGCGAGGUGAAGAGUGGUCCGCCGCUCAGGGUCUAGAGUCCAUCCUACUCUCAAUACAAAGUCUCAUGUCGGCGAAUCCUUACGAGAAUGAACCGGGCUUUGAGGAUGCGAACGAAUCCCAUGAUAAGAAGAACCAGAAGGAAUAUAUCGCAAAGAUCCGCCACGAAACAUUACGCAUCUCUGUGAUCCAAAGACUGGAAGAAUACUUGGGAAUCACAGGAAGCUGCCUCUCACCAGCAUCUGCAAUGGAACGGGAAGAGUACGGCGGUGACGCAGACGACGAUACGGAGACGGACGAUGCGAGCGUUCCCUGGGAACCGUUUAAGGAUCUUUGCAAGCGCCGCUUCCUUUGGUACUAUGACUCAUACCUCGAAACUAUUACCAAGGCAAAAGAAGAGGUCAAGGACGGUCAGCCAUUUGCACGCAUGCCUUUUGAAGGAGCAUCUAAUUCUAUGGACGGGAAGUUCAACUACACCGAACUUGAAAAAAGAAUACGUCGGAUCAAGGCUGCUUUAGAUGCGGAGUCCGAAAGAUGGGCAUCAGAAGGAGCAUCUCCUAGGACGAAGGAUACUACCGUUGCCGUUAACCUUUCGCGACAGUUCGAACAGAUCAAGGAAUCCUUUAAGCGCAGCGAUGUUCCCCACAAUGUCGAGCUAGUAGAUGGAAACCCCUUUGUGUGGAAUCUCACCUACUUCGGACGACCCAUGACGAAUUUAGAUGGGGGUAUGUUUCGAAUCAAGCUCAACUUUAGUCCCCGCUUCCCUGAAGAACAGCCGAGAAUCAAAUUCUUGACGCCUAUGUUCCACCAUCGGAUUGCAGCAGAUGGUACACCGUGCUACUUCCCGAAUUCUAGCCGCCGUGAAGAUAUCAAGCAGCAUAUAGAAGCAAUCAUCGAGGCUUUGGAAGAGGAGCAACCCCCUUACGAUCCAAGAACAUUAGUCCAUCCCGAGGCCCAUAAGCUUUACUGGGGCAGCGCCGAACAGAGAAAGUUGUACAACAGACAGUUGCGCAGAUCGGUACAAAGAAGCAUGGAAGACUUCUAG